This is a messenger RNA of Ruditapes philippinarum (Manila clam), 4271 nucleotides long. RefSeq lists its product as uncharacterized. The transcript has 2 exons. NCBI's taxonomy places the organism in Eukaryota, Metazoa, Mollusca, Bivalvia, Venerida, Veneridae. The coding region runs from base 208 to 2364 and encodes 718 amino acids. The record is from RefSeq and is a predicted model, not a curated record.
UGUAACAUUUUCUGAUUACAUGUUAUUGAGUAUUCUCCCUUCACAGAAAAAUCUUAUCUUGAUUUUGAUUGGUUUAUAUUAUGUAGAGCAUACAAGAUGGAGGGAAGACCUAUCAUCUGCUAUUUUUUGAAGAAACGUUUUUGUGCUUAAACAGGGAAAAUCAGCAGUUAUAUUACAUCUAAUAAGUACAAAUAUCUGAUAUUAACAAUGGAGGAUGAUUCAAGCAACGGACCAUGUACCUCAACAGGAAAGGAUGAUUGUAACUUUCCAGCAGAAGAUAACUCUACAUUUUCUGUGUUUGAGGCUGAUUCUGGUACUCAUAUGCCUUGUGUACAAGUGCAUUCUAAGGACAAAGAAGUUUUAGACUUAAUUGAUAAGUUUCAUACAAGAAAGUCAACACAAUGGGCCCUACAAAGUUGGAGUACUUGGAAUAAUGAAAGAAUAGAAGAAAACCCUGGUCAGCCUAUCUUCUCUUGUUUUUAUGAGUUAUGCAGGCAAAGAAGUGAGGUCAUGGAUGACAAUCUAUCAAGGUUUGUCACUGAAUGCAAGAAUAAGGAAGGUGAAAACUAUACACAGGAGACCUUACGUGGAGUUCUUUUUGGACUGCAGCGAUAUUUAAAGACUUACUGUGCAAGUCAAAAGACAAAACCAAUCAUUUUUGUGAAAAAUAGUUACCAGUUUCCUAAAUAUAAUGAAGCACUGAAGAAAAAACUUAAGUUCUUGGCUGAUAUAGGUGUUUCUAAAAGGAAUGUGCAAGCAGUUGGGAUAACACAUAAAGAGGAGGAACAUCUUUGGGACAUUGGGGUAUUCGGCUGCAAUUCAGCUGAAGUUAUAAGCGACACAGUGUUCUUUUAUAUUGUCAAAAUAUUUGGAAUUGCUUCGUCAACUGGUUUGAGAAUAAUUAAACCCGAUACAUUCCUUUUUGGAGAAAAUGAAUUAGGAAAAUAUGUUGAAAUGGACUCAAACUUUGCCAGUGACUUAGAAGUAUAUAAUCACGGCACUUGUUGUCACAAUUUAGCACUUCUUGCACCCAAUACCACAACUAAACUGCGUCAUUACUGUGAUGAAAAUAACCCACGGACAUUCUAUAACAUAUUGAAAUACUAUCUGGAAAUGAUUAAAAAUGUAGAGGGCAGUGAUAAUUGUUUCUUUCUGAGAGCUAAGAAAGAUAUGCUGUUUAGCAAUCAAGUCAUUGGGCGUAACCAGCUUCAAAGAAAAUUUUGUAAAAUAAUGAAUUCAGCUGGUUUAAAUGGGUACUUUACAACUCAAGCCCUAGUCCAAUCAUGUCUUGACAAUCUACAGAUCAAAGGCUACAUGGUUCGAAGGAAACAAUUAUUCAUGGCCAAACAUCAACUUGAAAUAUGUAAGCUUCUUGAUCCCCCACCUGGCAUAGUUAAUACCUAUGUAGUCAAAUCCCAAACUAAAGCAAUCCUCCAGCUAGUUAGCCCAAGUCAUGGUAUACCUUUACAAAAUCAGCCGCACUCAAAUACAGGUGAGGUUCAGUAUUUUUAUCAAGUUAGUCAACAAUGCCCACAGCUUCAAAGUGUAUUAAAAGUUCAGCAGAAUUCACAUAGCACAGUUCCUAUCCAACCUCGUCAAACUGAAAUUUAUAAAACUAUUACAAAAACUCCGGCAACUAUUCCGGUGCGGACAUCAACUGAAACAAUGCAUAGUACUGGUACAAUUCAGAAAAAUAGCGACACUAUUCCUAUUCCAGUGUCACUUCAAAUGGCAACAUCCACUAAUUCUGACAAUGUGUGGUUACAAGACAACUCUGAAAAUAUAUCAGCUGAUACAAAUGAACAGGAGUUUGAAAAUAUCAUCAUAAAGCAAGAACCAAUGGAUAAUGAUGGUGAGUGCUACAAACCACCAACAAGUCCUAAUACUAACCAAAACAAUGCUAAACUGAAAAGAAAACUGGAUGAUAAGGGACCAAAUAAAAAAGCAAUAAAGACUUUAAAAGCCAGUGAUAUAAACAGAGGAUCAGAAAAACCAAAAACAGCAGAAUUUGACGAAGGUGAAACUGAAAAUGUCAUUGAAAAUAAAAGUGAAGAAUCUCAAGGUGAAAUUAAAGAAGAAGAGGUCACAAAGGAGACCCAUGAAGCAGAACUAGAGUACUCAUUUAGUAAUGAUUUAAACAAAAAAAUAACUAAACAGGAAGUGAGUCUUAAUGAGGAAGGUGAAACUAUGUUUAGUUUUAGUGGUUCCAGUAAAAUGGGGAAAUCUGUUGGUGACCUUGACAUUAACCUUGGUGACUAUCUACCAGAAAACUGCACAAUCAAACCAGGGGAUAUCAAUAUCAAGAGGAUGAUUUUAUCAGAUGGAGGGAAAAUGGUGAUAAAGUUGAAAUACACGACCCACUAAACAGUAACUGAGAUUUGCCAGACCUUUGUUGUUGGGCAAUUCAUUGCAUGAGACAAAAUCCAGGCAUUUUAUUUAUAGGAAAUCUUUUGACAGUUUCAAUGACAAAAAAAAAAACCAACAAAAAACCCAGUUGUCUCUGGUUUGUUGGAAUGAAGUUCUGUUUCAAUAUUCUUUCUUUUAAAUGUCUAAACCAAUUUUAAACACCACCAAAAAUAAGUUAACUUUUUCUGUACACAGUGCUGUAGGCAGAUAUACACAAUUUGACAAGUGAAUGAAAAUAUGUCAGUAAAAAACUUUAUUAUUAGACAGUCUUAUAGAAAUAGUCUAUUGUUAAUGAAACUUUGUGUUAUGUAUGAUAGUAUUUAUAAAGAGACAAAAAUAUACCUUAUUUCAUUUAAUAAUUUAUUGAUUAACACAGUUAAAUAUCUUAAACCUUUGUUAUUAUAUAGAUGUCAGCUAGACAUUCUUACAAUUUCUAUGACCAGAAAGCUGGUACCGGUUUAUACUAUCUAUCUGUCCACUUCUUGUCUGGUCCAUAACUUUGUUAUUUAUUGAUAGAUUUUACUGUACAUUUAAGACAAUGUAUCACAUGCAAGAUCAAGGUUUUCCAGGUCAAGGUCAUUCAGAUUUGAAAGGAUUUUUUUCUUAAAAGUGCAUUGAUGGUUAUGUCUGAUCAUUUCAGAAUGAAUUUUAAAAUGAUUUACACGAAUGAGUUUGAUAUGAUACUGAACAGUUGCUUACAAAAAUAAUGUCUCAAAGGUCUCAGUCACUUUUGUAUCUCCAAAGUCAUAUGAUUGUCAAUAAAUGUUUGUUUCUGUCAUAUAUGGAUAGAUUUUGAAAUUAGUAGGCAUUGAUUUGUGGGACAUAAAGAAGAUUCGUCAUUGGCAAAAUCUAGGUCAACAGUUAGAAAGGUGAAGGUUUAUACAUUGUACAUGUACUUGGAUGUCAAUUAGUACGAAGUUGGAUGCCAGGUCAUACAUGUAGCUCUGUCAUUUAUUUAUGAUUGCUUUUGGAAAUAAUCUGCCAUAAUGAAUAUAUAAGAAAAUAUUAAUGUUUUUUGUUCUUGUAACACUAAUAGUAACAGAGCCUUUAUUUUAAGUCAAAGGUUAAUGGUUCCUUUUAUGGGCUUGGCUUUGGGGGCAUUUUUCUGUUUCCAGCAAGAAGUUUUGUUUCAUAACUAUAUAUAAACACUGAUAUAAAUACCUGAUUAUUAAAAACUGCUGUAUCAUCAUGAAACUUAGAAUUUACCUUUAACUUAAAUAAUUUUUACUAUUUUUUAAACUUUUCCUAAUUAAGCACUUGAUUUAUUGAAAAAAGAUAAACAUAAACAAAGUUACAAUUUGUUAUCAUGUUAUGUUGUAUUCUUUUGUUUUCUGAUGUUCAAUGUUAAGUGUAGAAGAGCUUUGUUAACAAUUACAAAGUAAAAAACUGUAAUGUUUUGUUGUGCUUUCUUAUUGUGCUUUCUUAUUGUGCUUUCUUAUUUGUUACUAGUAAUUCUUGCCAAAGAUAUAAGCUCCCUGGCUUUCAUCACAUAAUUACAAAACUACAAAAUGACACAAAAAUAUAGAUUUGCCUUUUCAUGUAAUAUCCAUAUAUAUUACUUUACAGCUAAAAGUUGCCUAUCGGCUCCAGUCUCGGUGAAUUAUCUGUAUAUAUGGUAAAUCAGUUUUAUGUUUGUUAAAUAACUAACUUUGUUUUAGUAACUUCCCAUAUGAAUACAAGAUGUCAGUGCUGACAUAAGAGCUAUGAUUAACUAUGUCUAGGCAUUAGAUAGCCGUUACAGAGAGAAAGCUUCUAACUUUUUAUGUAUUUCAUAAUUAUAAUGUAUUAAAAAGAAAAUUAUAUAAUUAUGCCAAUAAUUAAUACAGGAAUUUUAUUUGAUGUUAAAAUGUUUCCAAAUCUGCUAA